This is a messenger RNA of Musa acuminata AAA Group (dessert banana), 4212 nucleotides long. Its product is annotated as probable manganese-transporting ATPase PDR2. Gene Ontology annotation, molecular function: ATP binding; ATPase-coupled monoatomic cation transmembrane transporter activity; P-type ion transporter activity. The record is from RefSeq and is a predicted model, not a curated record. The transcript is spliced from 22 exons. NCBI's taxonomy places the organism in Eukaryota, Viridiplantae, Streptophyta, Magnoliopsida, Zingiberales, Musaceae. Gene Ontology annotation, cellular component: endoplasmic reticulum membrane. Gene Ontology annotation, biological process: intracellular calcium ion homeostasis; transmembrane transport. The coding region runs from base 279 to 3821 and encodes 1180 amino acids.
AAAAAGACGAAAUUUAUCAGAGUGAAAAACCAAGAUAAAGAGACGAAGAGAAAACCCUCGCGAGUGGCCUCACCAUAAAACUCCGACGGCACUAACUCGCCUGCUGUCUUGUCCGCCACCGUCUCCUCCUCCUCCUCUUCGAGCAGAUCCGGCGAGCACACGAUCCAGAUCUCGCUCGGAGGUCUCCGAUCUGAAUGAGUUCUGCCGAAUCUUUUGCCUCGAUUCUGUUCUAAAGACUGGAUUUCUUGAUCGAUUUCAAGGCCCGAAGGAAAGAAAGGAUGGCGCGGUACCAGGUGGACGGGAAGGUGGUCCAAGGAGUCGACUUGCUGAAGCGGCGGCACUGGGGGUGGCGUCUCGACGUCUGGCCCUUCGCGAUUCUUUAUUCGAUCUGGCUCUUUGCGGUCGCCCCCAGCAUCGAUUUCACCGAUGCUCUGAUCGUUCUCGGCGGGCUCGCCCUCUUGCACAUUCUGGUGCUGCUUUUUACUGCUUGGUCGGUCGAUUUCAGAUGCUUUGUCCAGUUCAGUAAGGUAAAUGACACUCGUCUGGCAACUGCAUGCAAAAUAAUUCCCGCUAAAUUUUCUGGUUCAAAAGAAAUCGUGUCACUUCAUACGAGGAGACCUGUGGCAGGAUCAUCAGCAUCUUCAGUUGGGAACACUGAUGAAAUAUAUUUUGAUUUUAGAAAACAAUGCUUCAAUUUUUCAGUAGAAAAGAAUACAUUUGCCAAACUUCCGUAUCCUACAAAGGAACCAUUUGGGUAUUACCUCAAGAGCAGUGGUCAUGGAUCAGAAGCUAAAGUAGCUGCAGCAACUGAUAAGUGGGGGCGAAAUGUAUUUGACUACCCACAACCAACGUUCCAGAAGCUGAUAAAGGAGCAAGUUAUGGAACCAUUUUUUGUGUUUCAGGUCUUCUGUGUUGGACUCUGGUGCUUGGAUGAAUAUUGGUAUUAUAGUUUGUUCACACUUUUUAUGCUAUUUCUUUUUGAGUCAACAAUGGCCAAGAGUAGAUUAAAAACUCUUACUGAGCUCAGGCGUGUAAGAGUUGAUGGUCAGAUGGUGAUGGUGCACCGCUGUGGGAAGUGGGUAAAGCUUUCUGGAACAGACCUCGUUCCUGGAGAUGUUGUCUCCAUUGGACGCACCACGGGUCAGGAUGGGGAAGAUAAAUCUGUACCAGCAGAUAUGCUUCUAUUAGCCGGAAAUGCAAUUGCAAAUGAAGCUAUUCUCACAGGCGAGUCUACUCCACAGUGGAAGGUUUCAAUUGCUGGUCGAGGUCUUGAGGAUAAAUUGUCUAUUAAAAGAGACAAAAAUCAUAUCCUCUUUGGUGGAACGAAGAUACUGCAACAUACUCCAGAUAAAAGUUUUCAUCUUAGAACACCUGAUGGGGGAUGCCUGGCUGUUGUGCUGCGAACAGGAUUUGAGACAAGCCAGGGCAAAUUGAUGCGAACAAUUUUAUUUUCCACUGAGAGGGUAACUGCAAAUAGCUGGGAAAGUGGCCUCUUUAUUCUAUUUCUAGUUUUUUUUGCAAUCAUUGCUGCGGGCUAUGUUCUUAAGAAGGGAUUAGAGGAUCCAACAAGGAGCAAGUACAAACUUUUCUUGAGUUGUUCGUUAAUAAUCACUUCUGUGAUACCCCCUGAACUACCGAUGGAGCUAUCUAUAGCUGUUAAUACUUCUUUGAUUGCACUAGCAAAGCGUGGUAUUUUUUGUACAGAGCCAUUCAGGAUUCCAUUUGCUGGGAAGGUUGACAUAUGCUGUUUUGACAAGACGGGAACUCUUACGUCAGAUGACAUGGAAUUCCAAGGUGUAGUUGGUUUGGAUGAUACUGAAAAUUUGGAGACUGAUAUGGCUAAGUUGCCUGAGCGUACUGCACAAGUUUUGGCUGCCUGUCAUGCUUUGGUCUUUGUAGAGAAUAAACUAGUUGGCGAUCCUCUUGAAAAGGCUGCACUAAGAGGAAUAGAUUGGAUAUACACAUCUGAUGAGAAGGCCAUCCCCAAAAAGUCUGGUGGUCAUCCUGUGCAGAUUGUACAGAGGCACCAUUUUGCCUCUCACUUGAAAAGAAUGGGUGUUAUUGUUUGUAUUCAAGAACAGUUUUUUGCAUUUGUGAAGGGUGCACCAGAGACUAUUCAAGAUAGGCUAAUCGAUGUUCCUGCAACUUAUGUCAAGACAUACAAGAAGUAUACACGGCAGGGGUCGCGGGUUCUAGCUCUGGCAUACAAGACGCUUCCAGAAAUGACUGUAAGUGAAGCUAGAAACCUCGAAAGAGAUGUGGUGGAGAAUGGUUUGACUUUUGCUGGUUUUGCGGUUUUCAGUUGUCCAAUUCGUUCUGACUCUGCCACUGUUUUAUAUGAACUGAAAGGUUCAUCACAUGAUUUGGUGAUGAUUACUGGUGAUCAAGCUCUGACAGCUUGCCACGUGGCCAGCCAAGUUCAUAUUAUCUUUAGGCCUGCAUUAAUUUUGGCCCGAACAAAGUGUGGCACUAGCUUUGAGUGGGUGUCACCUGAUGAAACUGAGAUGUUUGCCUACAGUGAGAAAGAGGUAGAAGCGCUGUCAGAUACACAUGAUCUUUGCAUAAGUGGGGAUUGCUUUGAAAUGCUGCAGAGAACUGGGGCUGUUUUUAAAGUUAUACCUUAUGUGAAGGUUUUCUCACGGGUUGCUCCUGAACAGAAAGAACUUAUUUUGAAUACUUUUAAAGCAGUUGGUAGGAUGACACUGAUGUGUGGAGAUGGAACCAAUGAUGUCGGAGCACUGAAGCAGGCACAUGUAGGUAUUGCUUUAUUGAAUGCUGUACCACCAGCUCAAUCAGGUGAUGCAUCAUCACAGAAGCAACCAUCAAAACCUGAAAAUAAAGCAGGAAAAACUAAAAAGCCAAAGGCAACAGCUGAGUCAUCUCAUUCCGCUGAACCUGCCAAAAGUAUUACAGCAACAAGCAACCGUCAUCUCACAGCGGCUGAGAAACAGCGUCAAAGAGUGCAAAAGAUGAUAGAUGAAAUGAAUGCAGAGGGUGAUGGUCGCGCUCCAAUGGUUGUCAAACUUGGUGAUGCCUCAAUGGCCUCACCUUUCACAGCAAAGCAUGCCUCUGUGGCCCCCACUCUUGAUAUCAUUCGUCAAGGUCGGAGUACCCUUGUGACUACGCUCCAAAUGUUCAAGAUUCUUGGUCUGAACUGCUUAGCAACUGCUUAUGUGCUGAGUGUCAUGUACCUGGACGGUGUGAAGCUUGGAGAUGUUCAGGCUACCAUCAGUGGGAUAUUCACAGCUGCUUUCUUCCUUUUCAUCUCCCAUGCUCGUCCUUUGCAGACACUCUCCAGUGCUCGACCUCAUCCCAACAUUUUCUGCGCCUAUGUCUUUCUUUCCCUCAUCGGUCAAUUUGCCAUGCACUUGUUCUUUCUGAUUACAUCUGUCAAUGAAGCCUCAAAGUUCAUGCCAGAGGAAUGUAUCGAACCAGACUCCGACUUCCACCCGAACCUAGUGAAUACUGUAUCGUACAUGGUGAACAUGAUGAUCCAGGUUGCAACCUUUGCUGUUAACUACAUGGGCCAUCCAUUUAACCAGAGCAUACCUGAGAACAAGCCUUUCAAAUAUGCAUUAUUUGCUGCAGUCGGUUUCUUCACAGUAAUCACCUCAGAUUUGUUUAGGGAUCUAAAUGACUGGUUACAACUAGAGCCGUUACCUGAGGGGAUGAGGGGGAAGCUGAUGCUAUGGGCUACCCUCAUGUUCCUGGGUUGUUUUGGUUGGGAGAGAUUGCUAAGGUGGGCAUUUCCAGGUCGAAUGCCAUCAUGGAGAAGGCGGCAAAAGCAGGUGGCAGCUAGCAUGAACAAGAAGCUUUUGUAACUAGUUUUUCUAAUUAAUAUGGUACAGCCACAGGAUGUUCACUUUGAUUACUGAUCAAGAGGCGCAGACACAUUUGAUGAGUUAUGAGGGUGUUGCUCUGCCAUUUCCAGUAUAGCCCGACAAUUUUGCUAUAGAUUUGAUGAAAUUGAUGUUAAACAAGCAUGCAUUGAUCUAUGUCAAGGUCCAGAUUGUUUUGCAUUCUCUCAGACAUGCCUGCGAUAUUUUUUUUUUUUUUUGCUUUGCAUUCCCACUGUUGCGGGAGGGAAAUCAUAUGCACACGAAACUGAACUGCAAAUGCAGCCUUAUUUUACCUGUCAUCGAAAACAGAACAUUCACUUGUUUCAUUCUGAAUUAAUGGUUAAACAUUUCGUUGCAAAUGAAUGGUGCUUAA